AUGGCGAGAAAGAAUAUUAUCAGUUGUCUCUUCAAAAUUGUCUAUGAUUUGGUUGUUUCUCUAGAGGUCAUGGAACAUCUAAGUGUCUUAGUAAGUCUGAGUGUAACGCGAGGUCUAGCCUACACCGUUCAUGCCGUGAAUAAGGCACCAUCUUGUUCUCCAUCGUCUAUGUUUCGGUUCAUUACAUGUCUCGUUGCUUCCACUGACAUCUCUGGUGCUUUGUCCUCUGGUAAUCCUGUCUUUUUUCUCCUGUUGUUUCUAAUUAUGGGGUUGAAUCUCAACUUCUUGUUGGCUUACGUCUCGAAUCUUGUUGUCAUUACUGUGGUAUUUGAUCCUCUUGGUCCUAAAUCUUCUUUCAGUGCAUCCUUAAUUGACCAGUACAACUGGCCUACUUACCCAGUAACUCCCUUCAAGUGGAAAGACACUUGCCUGGUUUCGUUCAAUGUACUGAAGCUACAACUUAUCGUGUUAAAGUUUAAGGUAAGGUAUGGAGCUUCCUUGUUUAUAUUGCUCCUUAAUUUACCGAAUGUGUGA
Messenger RNA from Henningerozyma blattae CBS 6284, 534 nucleotides. RefSeq lists its product as uncharacterized. Bases 1 to 534 code for a protein of 177 amino acids. The transcript has a single exon. NCBI's taxonomy places the organism in Eukaryota, Fungi, Ascomycota, Saccharomycetes, Saccharomycetales, Saccharomycetaceae. The record is from RefSeq and is a predicted model, not a curated record.